Erpetoichthys calabaricus (reedfish) is the source of this 2971-nucleotide messenger RNA. RefSeq names its product early growth response 3 (gene egr3). Gene Ontology annotation, molecular function: DNA-binding transcription factor activity, RNA polymerase II-specific; RNA polymerase II cis-regulatory region sequence-specific DNA binding. The transcript is spliced from 2 exons. The record is from RefSeq and is a predicted model, not a curated record. Gene Ontology annotation, biological process: regulation of transcription by RNA polymerase II. Bases 312 to 1556 code for a protein of 414 amino acids. NCBI's taxonomy places the organism in Eukaryota, Metazoa, Chordata, Cladistia, Polypteriformes, Polypteridae.
ACCAGCGCACCGAACGGCCGUCAAUGAUUUACACAUUGCUUUAUACACGUUAAGGAACAGAAAAAUACAAAUAAAUCAACUAGUUGUGUAUAUUUUUCUCAACUUGAGGAUAACUAUUCUACCGAGGACUGUCGCAUUGGGAUGUAUUUCUAACCUGACAAUUUUUUUUUAUUCUGCGUGUCCACUUUAUCAGCUGCCGUCCAUUUCUGUCUGUCGCUUUCUUUUAAUUAUUAUUUUUUCUUUGGUUCUCAGAUUUACUUUAUAUACCAAAAGCACAUGUAUUGUUAUUAAUGUGCGACUGACUAACUGCUAUGACAGGGAAACUUGUGGACAAACUCCCUAUUAACAUGAGCAGUUUAAUAAACCCGAUGCCUGAUAGCCUAUAUUCAGAAGAGGAUAUUCCUACGUCUAUGAAUAUUUUCCCCGGCACGGAUACGAUUUCUCAUUAUUCACAGAUGACAACAGAUAGCAUGAUGGACCUGGGAAUGGGCAAUGACAAGACCACUCAGGACCCACAGUACAGUGGCACUUUUCCUCCCAGCCGUAAUGGACAGACUGUCACCUACCUGGGGAAGUUUGCCUUCGAUGCACCACCCUCAAGUAGCCUAAGUGGCUCCAGCUGGUGCCCAGAUAACAACAUCAUCAGCCUCGUGAGUGCGGGCAUCCUGGCCCCCUCACCUGGAGCUAUCACCACACAGACCUCAUCUCCGGCGGGUAGCAUUGGGGCCCAAGGGUCAGAGCUGGACCAGGUGUACGGCUCUAAUCUUCCUCCUUAUUCGACUAGUGAUAUGUAUCAGGACCAGGUCUCCUUUCACAAUCCUCCAACUACUACACCUCUGCCCUACAGUAACACGGACUACCACCCUGCUAAACCCACCGUGGAUGGCAACCUCUUUUCCAUGAUUCCAGAUUACAACAUCUUCCAUCACCAGAGUGAGGUGAGUGUAAUGGAGCACAAACCUUUUCAAAAUGUGGACCCCAUCCGAGUAAACCCUCCUCCCAUUACCCCUUUGGAGACCAUCCGCGCCUUUAAAGACAAGCAGCAGAUUCACCCUGGCUUUCCAAGCAGCCAGCAACAUCACCAGCACCAAGCACCACAUCACCCAGCACCUCAGACUCUAACCUUCAAACCUAUUCGACCCAGAAAGUAUCCCAAUCGACCCAGUAAGACCCCAGUACACGAAAGACCACAUGCCUGCCCAGCAGAGGGCUGCGAUCGCCGCUUUUCACGCUCAGAUGAAUUGACACGCCACCUCCGAAUCCAUACUGGACACAAGCCCUUCCAGUGUCGCAUCUGUAUGCGUUCCUUCAGUCGCAGUGACCACCUAACCACGCAUAUCCGCACUCACACCGGUGAGAAGCCAUUUGCCUGCGAGUUCUGUGGCCGCAAGUUUGCCCGUAGUGAUGAGCGGAAGAGACAUGCCAAGGUUCAUCUCAAGCAAAAGGACAAAAAGUUAGCAGAAAAAACAAGCUCAAACACAAGUGGCCACACGUCCCCACCUGUAUCCUGUGGCAGUGCUACCAGUGGUGCCUUGACAGUGACAACAUGUGCAUAAGGCCAUUUUGAAUCUAAGGACUUAAGUGCCCUGAAGAACAAAACAUGUAUUUGGUACUUUCUUCCAUCUCUAGAUACCUUGUGAAGGCUUGGGCUGGGAGGGCGAGUCGACAAAUAACUUCUUACUUAUUUUGCUCUUGUCUCUUUUUGGAAGAUGAACAUACAAGAAGCUGGGCAUGAGCAAGUCAAAUUGCAAAACGUCGAUCUAAAUUGCCUCGUGGGGCAGGUGGUAGGAAAUUCAAUGCCACACCUUCCAUUCACUCAAGGGAAAUGUCAAUCCAGUGUGAUUCGGACUGGUCUGGAUUAAAACAUUUGCUUUAAAGUUUACUUGCAGAAAAGUUAAGAAGGUACAUCUUAGCUUAUAAAUAAUAUUUAGUGUGAUCCAUUUAUUUUUUAUUAAGUAAACUUUAUAAAGCUGAUGCAAAUCAAGAAAAUUUGCUGGUAAGAAAUCAACAGAGGUGAACAAGAUUUGGGGACUUUAGGUCACUUUUGUGUGGUGCAAGAACAAAGCUGAUUAUGUUGGCAACUUUGUAUAUUUCUGGACAUCCGGCUUCUGAUGUCCCUAUUCUCAAUUUCCAUCAUAAUAGCAAAAAAGAACUGUUUGCUGAAUGACCAUAUAGAAAAAAAUAUACGUAUGAAGAAAAAAAAGCCAAAACAAGCACUUAGUGUGGCGUCUCGGCACUUCACAAUACAGGCAACAUCAAAUGAGAGAAAAACUGAUAAUAAGGAGGCCUGCUGAAUAAGAAUGUCUAACAACGUAAGGUUCAUCUUCAUAAAAAUGGGACACAUGCACGUCAAGGAGAAGGAUCAUGAGGCUGCUCCUGGGACCCACUUCAGACAUCACCUCUUCCCUCGAAUACUCAAAGGGGUGCUCUGGGUAAUUGACAGCACUUAAAACUUUUAGUCACCCUAACCUGUUCCUCAAGUAUUCUUUAUUAGUUGUAGUAAUGUAAAGGAUUAUCUUGAGCAAGUACUUCAGGGGCUCAGCAGUGCCAAUUUCUGUGCUGGAUUUUUUGCUGUUCAGCACAAGCACAUUGGUUCUUUUUAUUCUGUACUCUUCAGGAAGCUGUACAUUCUAUAAUUUGAGAUUUCAAAAUAUUUUGCAGGGGCGUGAGCACUUGGCUGGGCCUUUACGCUUGAGCUAGAUUGCAUUCCCACCAGCUCACGUUUUUAUCUUUCUUAGAUGAUUGUGUGAUGUAAUAUAAACAUUUAUUCGACAGAAUGUAAGAAACGAGCUUACGGCUGCCAUUUUCAACACAUGUACAAAUGCAGUAUGACUGAAUGUAUAUACAGUAUAGAUAAUGAAAGAUGGCAAAAAUAAUUCUUUGUUCUAAAAAGAAAACAUGUAAAUCAAAUGAAUGUAAUGUACUCGCUGUCCAGUUUGCACAAAAAAAAAAAAAAAAACAUAAAAAACAA